UAGCCCGCGGUGUGCGGGGCGAGCUCUCAGUGGUGCGGCCGGCGGGCGGCGAUGGCGGCCGUACGGGGCCUGCGAGUGUCGUUGAAGGCGGAGGUCCCAGCGGGGCCGGCCUUGGGGCCCCCGUCGCCUGAAGCGGAGUCAGGUUUGGACCGCGGCGAGCCGGAGCCCAUGGAGGUGGAGGAGGGCGAGCUGGAGGUCGUGCCGGUUCGGCGCUCGCUGAAGGAACUGAUCCCGGACACAAGCAGAAGAUAUGAAAACAAGGCUGGCAGCUUCAUCACUGGAAUCGAUGUCACCUCCAAGGAAGCAAUUGAAAAGAAAGAACAGCGAGCCAAGCGCUUCCAUUUUCGAUCAGAAGUAAAUCUUGCCCAAAGAAAUGUAGCCUUGGACCGAGACAUGAUGAAGAAAGCAAUCCCCAAAGUGAGACUGGAGACAAUCUACAUUUGCGGCGUAGAUGAGAUGAGUACCCAGGAUGUCUUUUCCUAUUUUAAAGAAUAUCCUCCGGCCCACAUUGAGUGGUUGGAUGAUACCUCCUGUAACUUGGUUUGGUUGGAUGAAAUGACAGCCACACGAGCCCUUAUCAAUAUGAGUUCCCUGCCAGCCCUGGAUAAGAUAAGAAGCAAGGAUGCCAAUGAGGACAAGUCAUCUGAGAAAAGUAAAAAAGACAAGCAAGAAGACAGUUCCGAUGACGAUGAGGCUGAAGAAGGAGAAGUUGAAGAUGAGAACGCAAGUGAUGUAGAGUUGGACACGUUGUCUCAGGUAGAAGAAGAGUCUCUGCUAAGAAAUGAUCUUCGUCCAGCGAACAAACUUGCUAAAGGAAAUAGAUUAUUCAUGAGAUUUGCUACAAAAGAUGACAAAAAGGAACUUGGAGCAGCGAGAAGAAGUCAGUAUUACAUGAAAUAUGGGAAUCCAAAUUACGGAGGCAUGAAAGGAAUUCUUAGUAAUUCUUGGAAGCGAAGAUACCAUUCCCGUCGCAUUCAGCGGGAUGUGAUCAAGAAGAGAGCCCUGAUUGGGGACGACGUUGGCUUGACAUCCUAUAAACACCGACAUUCCGGACUAGUGAAUGUUCCUGAGGAACCCAUUGAAGAGGAGGAAGAGGAGGAGGAGGAAGAGGAGGACCAGGACAUGGAUGCUGAUGACAGGGUGGUGGUGGAGUACCACGAGGAGCUCCCAGCCCUCAAGCAGACCCGGGAGCGGAGCACAUCUCGGCGGUCUAGUGCCAGCAGCUCAGACUCAGAUGAAAUGGACUAUGAUCUAGAACUGAAAAUGAUUUCCACUCCUUCACCAAAGAAGAGCAUGAAAAUGACGAUGUAUGCUGACGAAGUGGAAUCGCAGUUGAAAAAUAUCAGGAACUCCAUGAGGGCAGAUACUCUAUCUACAAGCAAUAUAAAAAACCGAAUUGGUAACAAAUUAACACCUGAGAAAUUUGCAGAUGUCCGACAUUUGUUAGAUGAAAAACGUCAACACACACGUCCACGGCCACCUGGCAGCAGUACUAAAACAGAUAUACGCCAGCGAUUAGGAAAAAGACCACAUUCUCCGGAAAAGGCUUUUAGUAGUAACCCAGUCGUUCGGAGAGAGCCCUUUUCUGAUGUACAUAGUAGGCUAGGUGUUCCCAGGCAAGAUGUUAAAGGCCUCUACUCUGAUACUCGGGAGAAGAAAUCAGGUAGUUUAUGGACUCGCUUAGGAUCUGCACCCAAGACCAAAGAAAAGAACACGAAGAAAGUGGAUCACAGGGCGCCCGGCACAGAGGAAGAUGACUCCGAGCUGCAAAGGGCAUGGGGGGCUCUGAUUAAGGAGAAAGAACAGUCUCGCCAAAAGAGAGCCGGUUUAGAUAACUUACCAUCUCUCCAGAUUGAAGUUAGUCGGGAAAGCAGCUCUGGUUCAGAGGCAGAGUCCUGAUGCCCUUGGGGCCCAAGGCGGCUGCCCUAAAGCCUGACAUUCUUGUGCAGGGUGGGGUGCACAGUAGGAACCCCCCAUGCGGAGUUUGGCGCCCCCUCCGUUCUUGCUCACGCAGUCACCCUCGCUCUUGCUACUUCAGCAAGACAUCCUAAAGAAUAUGACAUGUUUUGAGGCAUCUAUCUAAUCUUUUGCUGCAGAGUUAUAGUUCGGGCCCUCAGUUUCUUUUCCCACCACCCCACAAGCUUUACCCUUUGAGGAAAAGGCCAGCCCUCCAGAUAUGUAGACAUUUUUCUUAAUAUUUUUAACAUUGUGUCUUUUGAAAGAAAUGUUUUACACAGUUCAUCCAAAGAGCAGAGGACUGAACUUCUCACUAUUGCCUUGGCCCUGACAGCUGUUACCAGCACCCUUUUCCCAAGAAAAGUCAAUUCCCAGGUG
Balaenoptera musculus (blue whale) is the source of this 2334-nucleotide messenger RNA. RefSeq names its product nuclear cap binding subunit 3 (gene NCBP3). Gene Ontology annotation, molecular function: RNA 7-methylguanosine cap binding; mRNA binding. Gene Ontology annotation, cellular component: cytosol; nucleus. NCBI's taxonomy places the organism in Eukaryota, Metazoa, Chordata, Mammalia, Artiodactyla, Balaenopteridae. The record is from RefSeq and is a predicted model, not a curated record.